UUGAAUGCCGACCUGCAGUUGAUCGUGGGCAUGCUUCUGAUUUGGCUGAGGCACUGCUGCGGAAUCAAGUUCACGCUGCUCCACACGAACGACAUGCACUCCUGGUUCGAUCCGCAGUCGGAGAGCGGUGGAAAGUGCCAGGCGGGCGACGAUAAGCAGGGACGCUGCUUUGGGGGAUUUGGUCGCGUGGCUACUGCCGUCUCAGAGGCCAGGAAGGCGGGCACGGUGAUCUAUUUGAAUGGCGGAGACACGUUCCAGGGCACGCCCUGGUACACGACCUAAGGGAAAAUGGUGGCUCAGCUGAUGAAUAUGCUGGCCCCCGAUGCCAUGGCGCUGGGUAACCACGAGUUCGAUGACGGCGUCGAAGGACUCGUCUGGUUUCUGGAUCUGGUCAAGUUUCCUGUAUUGGGCUGCAACCUGGAUCUGCGGAAGGUGCCCAAGCUGCAGGCCUUGAAGCAGCUGGUUAAAUCCACGAUCAUCACCAAGGAGCACACAAGGAUCGGAAUUGUGGGCUAUAUACGGCCGGAUACUAAAGAUCGUGUCCAGCCAAGCGAUGUGGUGUUCACCAAAGAGAUACCCGCCAUUAACGCGGAGACAAAGAAGCUUUUGGAUCAAGGGGCUACCAUCAUCAUUGCUCUGGGACACGCCGGAUUCGAAAAGGACAAGGAGAUAGCCAACUGUCCAGAUGUGGACAUCGUCGUGGGCGGCCAAUCGCACACGUUCCUUUACACGGGCACCCCAGACAAGGAACUGCCCGAGGAUCGCUAUCCCACCAUCGUUUUUAAGCCGGAUGGGAUCAAGGUGCUCGUCCUGCAGGCAUAUGCCUUCACCAAAUUUCUGGGCUUCAUCGAUCUGGAGUUCGACAAUGUCGGCAACAUGUUGAGCUUCAAGGGCAAUCCCAUUCUUCUGGACAACUGUCAACCCCGCCGGGAUGUCCAGGAACUGUUGGACAGAAAGCGCAAGGUAAUCGACGACAUGGAACAACACGUGGUAGGCACUACCAUGGUGCACCUGAACGGGGAUCGGACCUGCUAGAUUGGGGAGUGUAACUUUGGGAACAUUAUCGCGGACAGCUUGGUCUGCCGAGUGCUGGAGCAGACGGGUGCGAGGAAACACUGGACGGAUGCGGCCAUUGGGUUAAUGAAUUCCGGAGGGAUACGGGCCUCGAUCGGUCCGGCCCAGACGGGGGCCAUCACGGAGGCGGACGUGAUGACCGUGUUGCCCUUCGACAGCGACCUGUACUACACCAGAAUCAGUGGCGAUCACCUAAUGAAGGCCUUGGAGCACUCUGCUGAUCAGCGAGACACGGAGUCGACUGGGGGCUAUCUACAGGUGUCCGGAUUACGCCUGAAGUUCAACUACACCGGACAAAGGCCAGCGUAUCUCGUCAAUCCGCGCCCGUGCACCAACUGUCAAAUACCUUUCUACGAGAUCGUCGACAGGGAAUACUAUGGUGUGAUUGUGCCUACUUCCUCUGGCCGCGGCGAUGGACACAUUGUGGAUUCCGACCAGCCAGAGUUCUCCAAACUGUUGAUGAACGAUCGCGAGGCGCUGAUCAGGUACCUCCAGGAGCACAAGAUCGUCUAUCCAGAGCGUGAGGAGCGCAUCAUCGGCUGGAGAGGAAAGCGUCCUGCUCCAGCAGGAUUCUGGCAAGGCUUUUACUCAUUUUCUUUUUCCCUAUUCACUUCACACUUCAAUGAUUACAUCAGCGCUCAACUUCUUGUGACUGAUCUGACACUGGUCUUCAAGUUCAUAUUUCAGGUGCUACCAGCAUGA
This is a messenger RNA of Drosophila miranda, 1776 nucleotides long. Its product is annotated as protein 5NUC. The record is from RefSeq and is a predicted model, not a curated record. Gene Ontology annotation, molecular function: metal ion binding; hydrolase activity, acting on ester bonds; nucleotide binding. Gene Ontology annotation, cellular component: plasma membrane. Gene Ontology annotation, biological process: AMP catabolic process. Lineage: Eukaryota; Metazoa; Arthropoda; Insecta; Diptera; Drosophilidae.